Messenger RNA from Eleginops maclovinus (Patagonian blennie), 6029 nucleotides. RefSeq names its product kinase suppressor of ras 1a (gene ksr1a). Bases 310 to 3261 code for a protein of 983 amino acids. NCBI's taxonomy places the organism in Eukaryota, Metazoa, Chordata, Actinopteri, Perciformes, Eleginopidae. The record is from RefSeq and is a predicted model, not a curated record. The transcript has 21 exons. Gene Ontology annotation, biological process: protein phosphorylation; Ras protein signal transduction. Gene Ontology annotation, cellular component: cytoplasm. Gene Ontology annotation, molecular function: ATP binding; protein kinase activity.
CAGAGAGCUGUCGGUGGAAGAGAGUAGCCUGUCGUCGGUAGCCUGUACGGACCGAAAACACAAGCCGAGCUCUGCUGCACUUCGGCCCGCUUCACCGCCCGAGUCACCGUCGAGCACCGUGUUUUAGUAAAUAAAAUAAAAAAACAUAGCAUCCUGACUUUUUGUCCUGAAUUGGAGCUGAGGGGACAUUCGCUGUCAGCUAACUUCCACAAUAGGUCGCUGCGUCGCUGGUUGGACCGCUGCAUGUGUUUUUAUUCUCUCCUAACAGUUUGACUCCAGCCCCCUUUCACCCGUGCCCAAUGCUGAGGAAUGGAUAGUGUGUCUGCUAAAGGGGGGAAGAUGGUGGAGAGUGAUGAGCAGCCGGAGAGGGGUAGCGGCAGUGGCGGUGUUGGUGGCGCAGCGAUGGCCGCACUACAUCAAUGCGAACUCAUCCAGAACAUGAUUGAAAUCUCCAUCUCCAGUUUACAGGGGCUCCGGACCAAAUGCGCCGUGUCCAACGACCUCACACAGCAAGAAAUACGCACUUUGGAGGUGAAGCUGAUGAAAUACAUAUGUAAACAGCUGCAGUGCAAGCAGAAAGUGCCAGAGACGGAGAGGCCCGAUACGCUGGACAGCUACCCGCACUUACAAGACUGGCUACGCACCAUCAACCUGCGGCCGGAGCUCAUCGAGGCAGUGGAAGCAAAGUCUUCCCUGGAUGCCUUACUGCAGAUGUCAGGCACUCAGGUGAGGGAUACGAUGCGGAGACUGGGGUCCAGUUCAGAGGAAUGUGCCCGGCUCAGUGCUGCCCUCUCCUGUCUGAAGAGUGCCUCUGAAUCAGGAGGUGAGCUGAGGGAAGACGUCAUUCCCUGGUUGUCUGAGCCCACCAGGAGGGACAGUGGCCCUCUUCUGACCGCGGAGCAGCUAACCGGCCUGGGGACCCCACUUCGCCCUCACAGUCCUUCGCCUCUUGCCCGCCCAUCAGCCGUCCAUUCCACCCCAUCCACCCCCUGCGCCGUCUUCCCUCAUCACCGCUCGGGCUCGGUGUCGGCGGUUCCCAUGCCUGAUGGAAUGGCAUCUUACAGCUACACUGAAAGCCCUCUCACAGACCCGUUCCCCAUGGCCUUAUCCCACACCGCCCGUCUCCACGGACGCACAUCAACCCCACCUAUAACUCCGCCCUCGAAGAGGCGACACCGACUUAAGCCCCCCUGCACACCUCCACCGCCGUCCCGCAAAGUGCAGCAUCUGCUCCCGAACAUCACCCUGACGCGCAGCAAGAGCCACGAGUCCCAGCUGGGCAACCGCAUUGAAGAACCCCCCUCCAACAAAUGUGUAAAGAAGAAUAAGUUGUUACUGAAUAUGCAAGUUAACGGGAAUGGAUGUGAGGACUCGCCUUCCCGUUAUCCCGUCAUGUCUGCACGCACCCCGGGAGUCACCCCCUCUGCCACCACAGCCUCUUACACCCUGCCCGGCACCCCCACCCUGAUGGAGGAGCACAGCACCAUGAAAAAUAACGUAGCAGGGCAUCGCAACUCCCCACAAGCAGUGAGGAGGGACAUCGGCCUCUCAGUCACACACAGGUUUUCAACAAAGUCCUGGCUGUCCCAAACAUGUCAGGUGUGCCAGAAGAACAUGAUGUUUGGGGUUAAGUGCAAACACUGUCGGUUAAAGUGCCACAACAAAUGCACCAAGGAAGCCCCAUCCUGCAGAAUCUCCUUUCUACCAAUCGCCAAAAUUCGGAGGACCGAGUCGGUUCCGUCUGAUAUAAACAACCCUGUGGACCGGCCUCCAGAAGCACCGCAGUUUGGCACUCUACCAAAGGCCAUCACGAAGAAGGACCAUCCUCCUGUGCUGAACCAGCUGGACUCCAGCAGCAACCCGUCCUCCACCACCUCCUCCACACCAUCUUCCCCAGCGCCCUUCCAGCAGAGCUACCCCCCCAGCGCCACUCCUCCACCCAACCCCUCGCCCAAAAACCACCGGGACAACCGCUUCAACUUCCCAGCUGCCUGUUACUUUCAGCAUAGGCAGCAGUUUAUCUUCCCCGAUGUCUCCAGUCCUGCUCAUUUGCACCCUGAUGUCCUCCAAGACACUGUCAAUGAGCCAGCAGCGGACGACAUACAUGCAGAGCUGGUAGAAGAUGAGGAUGAAGAGGAAGGAGAGGAGGAAAUUGAGGUCGAAGACGAAGACCCAGAAGAGGAGGAGGAUAACGAGGAGGAAGAUGAUGAGGAUGAGAAUGAUGAGGAGGAUGAGGAUGACGGGGAGGACAUCAGGAUGAACAUGGGCUCGGACGGCGAGUGCGACGAGCUGGAUGACCUGCCCAGCUCUCGUGGGAACCAGUGGAAGGGCCCCAUCUGCCGCAAGGGCAGCCAGACCAGCGUCUACCUGCAGGAGUGGGACAUCCCUUUCGAGCAGCUGGACCUCGGAGAACUCAUAGGAAAGGGCCGCUGGGGAAAAGUGCACAAGGGUCGGUGGCACGGCGAGGUCGCGAUCCGGCUCCUGGAGAUCGACGGGAACAAUCAGGACCAUCUGAAGCUCUUCAAGAAGGAAGUGAUGAACUACAGACAGACCAGGCACGAGAACGUGGUCCUCUUCAUGGGGGCCUGCAUGGCUCCGCCCCACCUAGCCAUCAUCACCAGUUUCUGCAAAGGGAGGACACUGUACUCAGUUGUUAGAGACACUAAAAACACUUUGGAUAUUAAUAAGACGAGACAAAUUGCUCAGGAGAUUGUAAAGGGAAUGGGCUAUCUGCACGCUAAAGGCAUUGUUCACAAAGACUUGAAGUCGAAGAACGUUUUUCAUGACACCAAUAAAGUCAUAAUCACUGACUUCGGGCUGUUUGGGAUCUCUGGAGUUGUUCAGGAGGGGAGGCGUGAGAACAAACUCAAACUUCCACAUGGCUGGAUUUGUUACCUCGCACCGGAGAUUGUGCGCAGGAUGAGCCCAGGUAACAAUGAGGACCAACUUCCUUUUUCCACCGCGGCAGAUGUGUACGCCUUUGGCACCAUUUGGUACGAGCUUCAAGCAAGGGACUGGCCAAUCACCAACCAGCAUGUGGAAGCUACCAUCUGGCAGGUGGGGAGCGGAGAGGGCAUUAAGAAGGUCUUGGCGGAAAUCAGCCUCGGCAAGGAGGUCACUGAGAUCCUGUCUGCCUGCUGGUCGUAUGACCUGAGAGACCGACCCCCCUUCACCCAGCUGGCCGACCUGCUGGAGAAGCUGCCCAAACUCAACCGCAGGCUCUCACACCCUGGACACUUCUGGAAGUCUGCAGAGUUGUAGCAGUCACUCUGAAACACAAGCAAUGCAAAACAAAGCCUGGGUCUGCCUUGCAUGCUCCUGUAUCCUUAACUCUUACAGGAUUGAUCAAAGCAUUGCCUGAAAACAGACACCGCUUUCCACUAACCCGCAGCCUGAUCUUCCAUGUGUAAUGUUUUUUCUCGUUGGGGGGGAAGAGAGGACCGGUGGAGCGAGGUGUGGUGGAUGGGGAGGAUGGGGGGAGCUGUCGUCCUUCACGCUCCCCCCCCCCACCCCUUCCUUCGUCUAAUAUCUCUUUGUUCUGUGAUGUUGUUCUGGGGCUCUGAAUAACUGGCUUGUGGUGUCUGUGCUGACUGACUGCUGUGCCUGCUCACCUUCUCUGUGCUGCUGUGAUGUGGUUGUUCUCACACGGCCUCCUUUUACCCUCUGACACUCACACACACAUACACACACACGCAACAGUAAAAGGGCCCUACUAUAAAAUGGACCACUUAAUUUAUCUGUGUUUUCCCCCCUCCAGGGGGUUUAUACACGUUUGCAGGCUGAGUGACGUUCUCAAAGCCUCCCUUUCUCUUUCUCACUUUGUAUUGGACAAAGACACAUAGACACAAUACGCACUUUGUCAACGGGGGAAAAAAAGAAUCAUUAACACUUUUGAUGUUUUGUUUGGUUUGGAAUAAUCAUAUUUGCAGUGUUUUCUUUGGUAACGCUUUUUACGGUGUCUAUAAUCCAUUUUAUACAUACUUCUAAUGCGUUACAAACAGCUUAUAUCACUGUUUGUUUAUAGUUGUAAGCACUUGUAAAUGUUUGUAAUGCUUUAUAUCAGUAUUUUUAACAUAUAAAGAAUUUUUAUCAUGUAUCAUCAGUACUUUACAUCAUUUUAAUAACAUUAUUUUGUAUCAUCGUUUAUUAUAAUUCCAAUAGUUUCAAUACAUUUUACAAUUUAUUUAAGGCAUAUUAAUCCUUUAUAAUGCGUUAUAAUGUGAUUAGAAGUGGUUCUCAUUGGUGCUUUAAGUGAAGUGCUUUUUGAGUUAUAGUCAGAUAUAAUACAUUACAAGCUGUUUUAAGUCACAAUAAGCAAUCAUUUAAAAAUAUGUAGUUUAUUAGUUUAUCAGGCACGAGACAAAUCAUUUCAUCUGAAUUGUGUCAUGAAUUACAGAUAUGUUGAGUUGUGCAAGUCUAGGAAGUUGUAUUGGUCUUUGUAAUCUUUAGUUUUGUGUGAAACAGUUUGGUGAACUAAAUAUCUCGUCCUGCAUAAUAUAUGUCAGCCGUUUCCUUGGCUUGCUAGUUAGCUACUUGAUGAAAAAUCCUUCAAAUUAACAAUUAUUGAAUUCGUAUUUCAUGGCACAAUUCAAAUGGGAUUUUUAAAAAUGUUGUCUAUUGCUGUUAUGCUUUUUUUUUUUUUUAAAUGUCCCAUGGCGGUUUGUCAGAAGAGGCUGGAUUAUGCAUAACUAUGCUGCUUUCAUGAGCUCCUUGAAUUUCCAACUUUUAGUUCCAACUUGAGGAGAGUUCAAAUGAUUUCUUUUUCCAUGCCUCUUGAUUUGGAUCUGCUCCAAAAUCUGAGGGGAUUCUUCCCUGUCCCACACUAUAACCUUUGAAAACAUUUCAUGACAAUCAGGCCUGUUGUUUCUCUAGUUCACUGUCAGGAAAACAGAAGGAUAAACCCAGCCGAAAACAUAAUCUAAAAUGUCCAAGUGACCAGAUAUGAUUAACUAUUAUGAAUUUAUUUUAAGUAAUAAUCGCUGUUUAUAAAGCCUUAUGAAGAAUUAUGAACGCUUUCAACCAUAAGGUUAUCGUGCUUUAAGCAGACUGUUAAGGUAUUAAAAGUAUGUUGAUAAUGCAUUAAGGAUAUGGGCAUCAUAAAAAGUGCUUCCUUUUGUUUAUGUUCAAGAGGGUCUCAGAGUUGGACAGUGUGAUAUGCUCACUUGUAUGUUGUCAUUUUUGGAGUAUUACCUGGUAAAUUCACUGUAUUUGGAUGCUUAUAGACUUCUCACUGACUUCUGUUUGUGAAACAGCAGCUGAAAGGAAAAGACACAAGUGAAUUAUUCCCUUCAUCAUUCACAAUCCACAUGGGAAUAGAAUAAUGCUGGCUUUUUGUGAUAAAUGACUUUUUUUUAAUAAUAAUGUCCAUCCAUUGAAGUGUAAAGUGCACCUUAUACGAAUAUGACUUAUUAAGAAAGAUCUUUCUGUCAAGAAGUUGAGUGAUUGACCUGGCGCAAAAGUGUCCUAUAUCUUUUCCCAAAACAUUACCUCUUGUGCGCACUUGUGUAUGCUGUUUGUUAUUGCAGGCUUCAGGUUGUGCAUUGGAAUUGAUUUGGUGUGUGUGUUUGUAUUGUUGUGUGUGUCUCUGUGUGUGUGUGCGCAAGUGCGACUAAGGUGAGCUUAUUGUGUUGAAUUCCGUAGGGUUGAUUUUUGUGGAAGACUGCAGUAAAUGUUGUGUUGCAAAUCCAACGGUAUGUAAUGUACAUACAUUAUUUAAUGUACAGCAAAUGAACAUGUUCUAAUAUUUGUAAAAACAUUUUAUAUGUAAAGUACAUCACAACGUUUUUGAAUAGGUACUGCUAUGGCUACUACAGAUGUAUAUAUAUUUAUAUUUUUUUCAUGUAUAUAAUACUGUAUAAAAGCUGUACAUUUUUUUUAGAAUGGGCCGAUACAUGUUUUUUUAUGUUAUUGUAAAAAUUCAUAUUUUUGUAUUGCAUGUGACUACCAUUCUGUACACGCAGUUUCUGUUUUCAUCCAAGAAAGACAAUAAAAUGAGGCUUGUCAUGUAACAAUAAAAUGGACUCAAUUUA